GGAAAGAAUGCCAAGAAUGUCCAUGUUUGUCCAGGUCUCCAUUCAGCCCCUGGCGCGUCACAGCACUCCGGCGUGUAUAAAGAGAGGGCAAGCUCCCGACUCCAGUCAGAACACUCCUCCUCAGCCCGAGAGAGAAGCAACAGGAGCUCCACUCUGCUCGACUACUACUACUACUGAAGCUAAACUCUAGCUUUCACCCGAGACCAAAGACGAACAGAACAGAACCAAACAGGACUGAACUGAGCUGAAAACGAAGAAGCCAACGGAAGAAAAAGAAAACUAGACCGGAGACCCUACGAAGGAAGGAAAGAACAAACGAGAUCGACUUGAUCAGAAGACCGACCAUUCGAAGGCAUUGCUCUCGAGAGAAUAAGGAAGAUUUUGAAGACCUGAAAGAAAUUCUUUUGUUGUUACUAAUCGAAGAACAGAACCAACAUGUCUACUGGACUGACCAUCCUGACAUCCCUCUUCUGCCUCGCGCUCUUGCACUUGGCUGUAGCCCAGGAGUGCAGUGGCCAGUGCAGCUGCCCCGAGGUGCCCCCCCAGUGUGCCCCCGGCGUGAGUCUGGUGCUGGACGCUUGCGGUUGCUGCCGGGUGUGUGCCAAGCAGCUGGGCGAGCUCUGCACGGAGAGGGACAUCUGUGACCCCCACAAGGGCCUCUACUGCGACUAUGGAUCCCCCAGCAACCGACGGAUCGGAGUCUGUACAGCCAGGGACGGUGCCACCUGCGUGUUCGGAGGCAUGGUCUACCGAAGCGGCGAGUCCUUCCAGAGCAGCUGCAAGUACCAGUGCACGUGCCUAGAUGGCGCUGUUGGCUGCGUGCCUCUGUGUGGUAUGGACGUCCGCCUGCCCAGCCCCGACUGCCCCAUGCCACGCCGGGUGAAGGUGCCCGGGAAAUGCUGCGAGGAGUGGGUGUGCGACUCCCCUCACCAGCAGACCUUUGUUGGACCUGUCCUGGCAGCUUACAGAGAGGAAGAGACCUACGGGCCUGAUCCCUCCCUGAUGAGAGACAACUGCCUGGUUCAGACCACCGAGUGGAGCGCCUGCUCCAAGACCUGCGGCCUGGGCAUCUCCACCCGUGUGACCAACGACAACCGCGAGUGCCGCCUGGAGAAGCAGUCCCGACUCUGCAUGGUUCGCCCCUGCGAGUCCCACCUAGAGGAGAGGAUCAGGAAGGGGAAGAAGUGCAUACGCACACCCCGGGUCUCCAAGCCCAUGAAGUUCGAGAUCUCAGGCUGCACCACCACAAAGUCCUACCGGCCCAAGUUCUGCGGCGUGUGCACCGACGGCCGCUGCUGCACCCCCCACAGAACCACCACCCUGCCCAUGGAGUUCAAGUGCCCCGACGGCCAGCUGAUGAAGAAACAGAUGAUGUUCAUCAAGACCUGCGCCUGCCACUACAACUGCCCCAGCGAGAACGACAUUUUCGAGUCCACAUACUACAAAAAGAUGCUCAACGACAUGGCAUAAGAGAGAGAGAGCGAUAAAGAAGAGAAAGAAUGCCAUGACUCAAGUCCCUGAUAAGACAGAGAGAAAGAAAGAAAGAAAGAAAACUCCUUCCAUCCAUUGACUGUUCACUUGAAUCCAACAGAUAUCCAUCUCAUUUUGCAGCACAAUAUUUGUUUGUCUUGUUUCGUUUUGUUCUUUCCAUGUUUGUGCAUUUGCAAUUUUUUUUGUCUCUUUUUACAAGGAGACAAAAUCUAUAUGAGUAUAUUCCGUUUGUAUAUGUACCAUUGUAUUGAUGGAUGUGUGGGGCUACUCGCCUGACAGACAGAUGCCCCUAAAGAGGGCUGAAAAGACCGAGGGCUGCCCAGUAGCCCUACAAAAAUGAAUACUGCACUAUAGUCCUACCUUGUGACAACGUGUCUUGUCACUAACUGGCAUAUACCAGUUCUUCUCCCCCUAAACUGUGGUGGGCACCCAACUAACUUGGCAACCUCUGAGCACUUGUGGUAGUGUGAAGGCGAGAGAAGAAAGGGAAGAAAAAAAAAGGGUAAAGAAUUUCAAAUUCCCCUCCUCCUGUUGGGAAGCUUAGAACCUUUACCCACCGGAGUGCAAGAUGAAUGUGCCCUUGUAUGUGGUCUUCACUGCGUGAGAGAGUGUUGCGGUGUUUAUGACAGGCCAAGGUCUCAGCCUCGGACGACUCUAUCCACCCCCUAAGACAAGGAGCCUCGUGAGAACGCUUCCAAGGUUUGCUACAGCACUGAGUUUAUUAAAAGAGAGAGAAAAAGAGAGAGAGAGAAAGAGAGAGAGAAAAAGACAAAGAGUGAUAGAGGUGUUUGACUUUGACUGAUUCAUCGUGUUGAAAGAGUCAGUAAUUUUUGUCAAAAAAAUAAGACUGGAUGAUUUGUAGUUUCAUUCCUUUUUUGUAUUUUAAUGUUGUAUAUAAUGUACAUAUUUUGUACAGUUAAAGUUAAUUUAAGUUUUAAAAUGUUUUUUUUUUUUUUCUCUUGCUUCGAUAUGUUAAUUGUUAGCUUAUUGGCUGAGUUGGCUGUUCUUGUGACAGCUGUAUGUACUAUUUUAUUGAGAAGUGUGACCAAACAGUUACAUGUUUUCACUUUUUGUAGUUUGAAAUAAAAUAUUAUAUUUUUUAUAUAAAA
Molecule: messenger RNA, 2600 nt
Organism: Clupea harengus (Atlantic herring)
Lineage: Eukaryota; Metazoa; Chordata; Actinopteri; Clupeiformes; Clupeidae
Gene: ccn2a
Product: cellular communication network factor 2a
Biological process (GO): positive regulation of cell differentiation; cell adhesion; signal transduction
Cellular component (GO): extracellular region; extracellular matrix
Molecular function (GO): integrin binding; heparin binding
Source: RefSeq, a predicted model, not a curated record